AUUCUACAUCCAACUCCCAUGUGUUGAUUGACAUCUAAAAUAAUAACAUAACCUUAAAAACAAAAAAAUUAAUUAAAUGUGAAAAAUAAUGGAAACAAAUUCGCUUUAUAGUGUUGAAGAAAUAAAUAAUCUAUUGGAAUUAUUAAAAAUAGAUACAAAUCAAAUCCAAUAUUUAAUUUGUAACGAACAGAAGAAUUUACAAUGUUUGAAAUUGGCUCUUCAAAUCUACGAUAAACGCAAUAAAAAAGAAAACAUUGAGAAAUUCGCUUUCCCAAGUAUAGAAAUUUUGAAUAAACGCAACACACAUAAUAUCUCAACAAUUUGUGAUAUUUUAAAACUCAGUGCAGAGCUUCAAUUUGAAUUGGAACUUUCCCAUAUGUUACAAAACAUAAAAAACUUAGAAUUUAACAAUGAAAACGAAUUAUUAGUAGAUUUACAAUUAGUAAGUACAUUUAUAAAACAUGAGAAUGUUUUUGAUGAUUCUUUUAUUAUAUUUUUACGACAUACUAUUUCAACUCAAAACUUAAAGGCUGCCACAAAUUAUUUUAUAACGGAUAUAUUAAAACCAUAUUUACAUUUAAAUCUUGAUACUAAGGAAAUUGUUUUGAAAGAUAUUGUAACAUCUCUUGAUUUGUAUAUGAUAUCAUGUUUAAUCCAAGAAAUUCCAUCAGCUAUAUUUAAUGAAUCAUUUUUUCUUCAUCUCCAAUGUGUUUUUUACAACAAACCUAAUCAAUGGGAAUACAAAUUAGCUGUUAAUAUAAUGAAGUAUUUUAUUAAAUCAAUUCAAGAAGAUAAUUUUUCUACUACAUUGGAUGUAAUUAAGGGGGAAACAACGAAUUUUGGAGAAUUUCGCGAUCAAUGGGAGAGCUUUUUUACACUUAUUGAAGCGUCUGAGGAGAAACAAUUACAUUUAGUUGAACCGUCGCUUAAUUUAUUAAAAAAUAUUGAUAAAUUAGCGUUUAUUUGGGUACAAUGUGUGUUUGAAAAAUUAUUAAACCACAUGCAAUUAUCGGUUGUUUAUAAAACAGCAAGUUUUAUUUUAGAUUUUAAAUUAAUCUCAAUCAAUGAUUACAAAGAUUGCAUAAAAUCCCUUUUGCUUGGGAUAAACAAAAACGAUUUUUCCGAAUAUACACAAAAUUUUUUUAAAAACUUUCAUUCUUAUGUGUUGAAAAUUGAACCAGCUCGAUAUAGAAUUAUCUUGGAGGAAAGCGCUAAAAUUAAUUGGACACCUUUUGCAGCUUGGUUAUUUUAUAAUCAUUGCACGAAACGAUUCUCUUCUUUUAUACUAAGCUUAUCGGACUUUGAGAUUAUAAAAUCGAUUUUGCACAAUCUCGAAAAACUUCCUCAUCGAUAUAUUAGAAAUGGUUGCUUUGAUUUAUUCUUCAAGAAAUUAAAGUAUCACACAGAAAUUCUUGAUAUUUUUAAAUCUUUUAAUAAUAAAUAUUUUCCUGAUACACAGAAUAGUUCUAAAACGAUUGAAUGUAAUGUUGAAGACACUGCAUAUGUGUUGUUAAAUCCCGACAAUUAUGACGAAUCCACUAUUGCUUCUGUUUAUACAUAUUAUAAAGACUCAUUUGUUGAAGUAAAAUAUACUGACCAAAUUUUGGAUUUUUGGAAGAAACGGAUCGAAAAAGGAAAUGUUUCGCCAAGAAUCUGCAAACCAUUUUUAGGUCAUCUCUGUUGUCAUAUAGUAACAUAUUGUUCUAGUAACAUUACUUACACUGAUGUUGAAGAUGCUCUUGAGAAAAUGAUAAGCACACAAAGUAACGAGAUUUUUGAGGAAAUUUAUAACAACUUAAACAUUUUUAUGCUAAUUUGCUCACCAGACGCGUUGCCUACAUUUGUGAUUCGAUGGUUUCGCGAAUUGGAGAAUAUUAAAUGUUAUGAAACUCAAAUGAAUUUUACUAGUAUGUAUUUCGAAGAAUUUUUCAAUUAUUAUAAUUUGAGUAAUGAUGAAGUUUGCUCAAUAAUUUUUGAUAGUAUUUAUCAAAAUGACCAAACAUUAUUUAGUUAUUUAAGUAAAUUACCUAUUGAUUAUUAUAAAGAUCAUUUCGAUAAUUUACUGAAGGGGUUAUAUUUUGGCGAUGGGUUAACAAAGCAUAAGAAAUAUGAAGAUGAAAUAUGUUAUCAGAUAUUUUUACAAAAUGGAGUGUUAAAUUGUGAUACUAUUCCAUCUCUUGAAACAGCUAUCCGGUUAAGCGCAUUAAAAGCGUGUUUAUACGCUAUUGAAACAAAUCCAUUGCUGUUAUGGAAAUUAUUGGAGUUGCCAAAAAAGAGAUAUUUCCCGAAUUCACCUGAUCACAUUCGUUAUCUUAGAACGGCACAAGCUGUCUUGAUGUUAAUUAAAAAUGAUACGUUUCGCACUCCAAAAUUAUUCGACGUUAUUUUGAAGAGGUUAAUAAAUGACAGCCAUCAAACGUCGGUUAGACAAUUGAUGCAAUGGAUUUUAAUUAGGUUGUGUUCGUUGUGUGGAAGAACCGAAUUCUGCAUUUUAAUUGAAAAGUUUCAAUCACAACAAUGCGAGUCAACGUUGACAUCUUUAAUAGUUGUUUUGUAUCAUAUCGGUUUUAUUCGAAAGGCGGUAAUAAAAUCCGUUAUAGAUGUUGUAUUAGAACACACAAUGGGACCUGUUUUUAAACUCAGAGUAUACUCUCAGGUUGCUAUUUAUAAUUUAAUAAAACGCCAAAACUUACAACAAGAAUACAAAGUGUUGUUUACAGUAUUAGAAAAAACUCUUGAAAGUAAUAAAACCGCUGUGAAUAAAGUGUUAAAUACCGAUUUGGAUAUCUUUGAAGUAUUCGAUCCCAUAAAAAAUUUUCAUUGGAAAACGAUUUUGGUAGAUAUCCCUAAAUUAAAUAAUGUAAUUGAUUCCGAAUGGUGUUACAUCGAACAUUACAUGAAGAAAAAUGAAAGUUUUAAUGAUUUAUUACCAAUGGGUGAACAUAGAUCGGAAUUUUUACCAUUAUCAAAAACAAAUUUUUUAAACAACCUCAACGAAAAAGAAAAUAUGGAAAUGGAUGUGAUAAACAUCCAAAAAAAAAUUGUUCCUAACCACGAUAUCCUAAACAAUUCAAAAGUUAACACUGAUUUGAUUGUGAUUGCUUCGUUAGUUACAAGUAGUGCAAAUUUAGGCGGUUUGGCAAGAACUUGCGAGAUUUACGGCGUUAAAAAGCUUAUUGUGCAUAAUUUGAAAGUGACUGAAGAUAAAGAAUUUAAAAGUUUAAGUAUGUCAUCAGAGCGCUGGUUAAAUAUAGAAGAAGUUAAAAGUGAAAAUUUAAUUAACUAUAUUACUAAAGAAAAAGUUAAUGGAUAUGCAAUAAUAGGUGCCGAACAAACUUGUGAUAGCGUCAAAUUAAACGAUUAUAAGUUCCAUUCUAAAUCCAUUUUAGUACUUGGAAAUGAAAAGAAAGGGAUUCCAUUUAGUUUAUUACCCCAUUUGGACGUGUGUUUGGAGAUUCCUCAGUUUGGUGUUGUUAGAUCUUUAAAUGUACACGUCGCUGGAUCAACAUUUAUCUGGGAAUAUGUAAAACAAAUAUCUUUACAAUAAUAUAAUUAAGUUUCCUGUUUUAGACGAUAUUAAACUCAAUAAAGAAGAUCUGUACUACCCCAAAGUUAUGUCAUCAACCCUAAAAAAUGGUAAACAUGUUGGUUAAAACACCCUUUCAUUACGUUUUUAAUUGAGCCAGUUAGAAUCCAGCUAGAGUAAUUAAUUCUGUACCAGAAAUCGUUACGUCGAGCAAAGACAGUGUGGCCUAUUGGAUAGGCAGAAUGUAUCAAUACUUUUUAAUUAUAAUGCAAUGCAAAAAGGUUUGCUUAUUAACAACUACAAUCUAUCUAAGUGUACAAAACACAAAUUUAUCACAGAUAAGGUUCUAGCUACUUCAAGAAUUUAAUAUGAAUAUAAAUGAGGAGGAAUAAUGAUGACUUAUUCUAUCCACAAUAUGAGCUGGAUGUAUGUACAAAUGUUAUAGAAGUUAGAAAACCGCCACUGUAUCCAUCCUUGAAUACACAUGACUUAGUUAGACAGAAAACGUGAUGAUUACGAUUUAGCUGAUCUGAUUUAGGGGAAGGUGUUGUACCUUGGACCAUUUUAUUUCUAAAGCUAAUAUUUCAAUAUUUAUCAGAACAUGGAGAACUCGAAUGAAUGUUGUACUCAAUGUCUUGGUUGGUGAUGCGGACAUAAGCAGAUUGGUUAAAUUUCAGCGAAUUAGAUGGCUGGGACACAUAAGAAGAAUGGAAGACGAUAAAAGAUGCAAAAAUACUAUACCUAGAACUAGAAUCAUUUGGGUUUAGCCGCACGUCUCUAAA
Messenger RNA from Onthophagus taurus, 4308 nucleotides. The record is from RefSeq and is a predicted model, not a curated record. Lineage: Eukaryota; Metazoa; Arthropoda; Insecta; Coleoptera; Scarabaeidae.